CAUUGCUCAUUCUCUAAGUCUUUUUGGUCAAGAGUUACCACAUUAAUAUCUUUCUGUUGUAACAAAAUGAUAGAAAUGACAGAACCUUUAAUUUUUUUGGUCUGACUUUCAUUCUAAAGACAGUAAUCUUGUCCAUACUGUAUUAUUGCUUUGUCUUCUGGAUGUCAGAAAACAGUUGUGUGACAGCUAUCCGGCUUGAUUCCCUCAAGCAAGCUGACAAACCACAGAUCCACUUGUUACCUUGUGAAAUCGAGCAUGAUGGACCUGCUGGAGUCUUCAAGUUCUUUAAUCCCACUGUAAAGGAACGCAAACACGAAACGUCAGUGUCAUUCAGAGGUCGGGGGCUGAAGGGUCAGGAAUUGCAUUGCCCAAAAGGAUACACAGGAGUAGUGCUAAAAGAGGUCCAGAAGCCUGCAUCUGAUCAAGAGGACAGAGUAGUUAAAGUUUCUUCAGUGUUCCAUCAUUUCACAUACUGGAAUUUGGAGACGCCUCCCACAUCUGAUGAUGGAGUUGUGAUGGCGAUGACAUGGCCUCAGAUAGCAGAGGCAAUGCAUGGACCAGUGGAUGACUGAGAAUGGACAUUGUUUUAUUGUGGAGAUCUGCUUCUCAAGUACAUUGUUACAGUUAAACAAAUGUGAAAAUAACUCUUUGUCGGAAGACAGAAUAAGUAACUUAAAGUGUUGUGGUAACAACCACCAUUUUUAUCAAACACAUGUUCAAGAAUCACAAUGCAAUAUGACUAACUAUUAAAAGUCUUGUUUUAUUGUU
Messenger RNA from Labeo rohita (rohu), 768 nucleotides. RefSeq names its product ribonuclease H2, subunit C (gene rnaseh2c). The record is from RefSeq and is a predicted model, not a curated record. The coding region runs from base 162 to 572 and encodes 136 amino acids. NCBI's taxonomy places the organism in Eukaryota, Metazoa, Chordata, Actinopteri, Cypriniformes, Cyprinidae. The transcript is spliced from 5 exons. Gene Ontology annotation, biological process: RNA catabolic process. Gene Ontology annotation, cellular component: ribonuclease H2 complex.